AUGGCCACCAUCACCACCAUGGCCUUCAUGGCCACCUUUCCGGCUCCCAGAACCGUUGCGCAGCCCCCGGCCACGCUGCCAUCUCGCCCGAACGUCGUGUCGUUCGCCGCCCGGGCGAUGCGCGCGCACGGCCGACGGCUGGUGGCCGUGGCUGGCUCGCCGUCCACGCCCCCGGAGCUGGCGCAGAAGGUGACGGAGAGCAUCAAGCAGGCGGAGGAGACGUGCGCGGGGGACCCGGAGGGCGGCGAGUGCGUGGCGGCGUGGGACGAGGUGGAGGAGCUCAGCGCGGCGGCCAGCCACGCGCGCGACCGCAAGAAGGAGCACAGCGACCCGCUGGAGGAGUUCUGCGAGGACAACCCCGAGACCGACGAGUGCCGCACCUACGACAGCUAG
Messenger RNA from Triticum turgidum subsp. durum (durum wheat), 393 nucleotides. NCBI's taxonomy places the organism in Eukaryota, Viridiplantae, Streptophyta, Magnoliopsida, Poales, Poaceae. The record is from the annotation of a GenBank genome assembly.